This is a messenger RNA of Perognathus longimembris pacificus (Pacific pocket mouse), 912 nucleotides long. RefSeq names its product olfactory receptor 18-like. Bases 100 to 912 code for a protein of 270 amino acids. The transcript has 2 exons. The record is from RefSeq and is a predicted model, not a curated record. NCBI's taxonomy places the organism in Eukaryota, Metazoa, Chordata, Mammalia, Rodentia, Heteromyidae. Gene Ontology annotation, biological process: G protein-coupled receptor signaling pathway. Gene Ontology annotation, molecular function: olfactory receptor activity; G protein-coupled receptor activity. Gene Ontology annotation, cellular component: membrane.
AAGUCUGGCAUCACAGAGUUCUAUCUCCUGGGCCUCUCAGAUGACCCUGAACUCCAGCCAAUCCUCUUUGGGCUGUUCCUGUCAGUGUACCUGAUCACCAUGCUUGGAAAUCUGCUCAUCAUCCUGGCCGUCAGCUCUGACCCCCACCUCCACACUCCCAUGUACUUCUUCCUCUCCACCCUCUCCUUGGCUGACAUCGGCUUCACCUCCACCACCGUCCCCAAGAUGCUGGUGGACAUCCAGAGUCACAGCAGGGCCAUCUCCUAUAGUGGGUGCCUGACUCAGAUGUCCUUUUUUAUGCUUUUCGGUUGUUUGGACAGUCUGCUCCUGACCGUGAUGGCUUAUGACCGCUUUGUGGCCAUCUGUCACCCCCUGCAUUAUAUAGCCAUUAUGGAUCCUCUACGUUGUGGCUCCCUGGUUGUGGUGUCUGUUCUAAUCAGCUUGCUGGUGUCCCAGUUGCAUAAUUCCAUGGUCUUACAGCUCACUUACUUCAGGAAGGCCGCCAUUUCUCACUUCUUCUGUGACCCUUCUCAGCUCCUCAGCCUCGCCUGUUCAGACCCCUUCACUGAUGACCUUGCCAUGUAUUUUGUGGGUGCAAUGUCUGGCUUCUUUCCUAUUUUGGGAAUCCUUUUUUCUUACUCUAGAAUAGUUUUGUCCAUACUCAAUGUGUCAUCACCAGGUGGGAGGUAUAAAGCUUUCUCCACUUGUGGGUCUCAUCUGUGCAUGGUGUGCUUGUUUUACAGCACAGGACUGGGGGUGUACCUCAGUUCGGCAGUGUCAGUGUCUCCUAGGAGGGGGGCAAUGGCCUCUGUUGCAUAUACAGUGGUCACUCCCAUGCUCAAUCCAUUCAUCUACAGCCUCAGAAACAGGGACAUCAAGUGGGCCAUGAGGAGACUGCUGAGGAAGGUCUAA